AUGGCCGGCCUCAACACACUCUUUCGACAGUUUCCUUCCUCUGCAUUCGUUGUUAUCUUCCUUUCUUCUUUCUCAGUAUUUUCAGCUGCUUUUCCAACCGGUAGCCGAGAUGGCCCAUCCAAAGCCGAAUUGGCAACCACAACAUGCCGUAACGAAGCUUACCACCCUUUCGACUAUUCCGUCAAACCAGCACAGGAUCGAAACCUUCCUCUUUGCCCUACCAGUAUCGAACAGGCAGCGAUUCAGACUCGUGAUCUGCUCUUGGGACGCCAGGUGACUCAAGAACAGGACUACAGUUGCAACGAGUUCAGACCUUGCGGCAACGGCGCUUGCUGUGCCAAGACCGGGUGGUGCAACUACGGUCCGGAGGCCUGUGGUACAAACGGCCAAUCUCCCAAUGACAAAUGCUGGAGCAACUGCAACGCAAAGGCAGAGUGUGGUCGAUACGCCGAAACGGAAGGCAAGGAGUGUCCUCUGAACGUUUGCUGCUCGCCAUUCGGCUUUUGUGGCAUGACCGAAGACUUCUGCAAAAAGACCGAUGAUGAAGAAACCAGCUGUCAAAGCAAUUGCGACCAGCCAGGCUCAGGAUCAUCCAACGGAAAUGUCCGUCAGAGAGUUGUUGGUUACUACGAGGCAUGGGUACACUCGCGAGCAUGCAAUGGCAUGUCGAUCGACCAAAUGCCCGUGGGGGCGUUGACUCAUCUUAUGUUUUCCUUCGCCUACGUCUCGCCCAACGGCUUCCAGAUCGUUCCAAUGGACGACCUCGAGCCGAAUCUCUUCUCCAAGAUGACCGCCAUGAAGAAGCAGAACCGAGCCCUCAAGGUCAUGGUAGCGCUUGGAGGGUGGACCUUUAAUGAUCCUGGUGCAACCCAGCUGGUCUUCCACGAUGUUGCAAGCAGUAAAGCAAACCGAUCCAAGUUCAUCGGCAAUCUCAUGAGCUUUAUGCGCCAGUAUGGUUUCGAUGGUGUUGAUUUCGACUGGGAAUACCCAGGAGCUGAUGACCGUGGCGGCGCCGAAGAAGAUGGUAAGAACUUUACACUCCUACUCAAGGAACUUAAGGAGGCCAUCAAGAACCAGCCCCUUGACUAUGUUGUAUCAUUUACUACGCCGACUAGCUUCUGGUACCUGCGACACUUCGAUCUUAAGGCGAGCACCGACGCUGUCGACUUUGUGAAUAUCAUGAGUUACGAUCUUCACGGCGUUUGGGAUGCCUGGAACCCCAUCGGUUCCAACGUUCUCGCCCACUCAAAUCUCACCGAGAUCAAGCUCGCACUUGACCUGUACUGGCGCAAUGACAUCCCUCCCGAGAAGCUCAACCUUGGCAUUGGUUUCUACGGUCGCUCUUUCGAGCUGACGGACCCGGCUUGCAACAAGCCUGGAUGCCAGUUCCGCGGGGGUGCAGCUCCUGGUCCGUGCACUGCAAAUUCUGGAACGUUAGCGUACCGUGAGAUUGAGGACAUCAUCAAGAAACACAACCUCAAGCCGUACUACGACAAGGAACACCAGAUCAAGUACAUUGUUUGGAACCAGAACCAAUGGGUCAGCUACGAUGACCCUGAAACCAUCGAGGCCAAGAUCGAUUUUGCGAACGAGCAGGGUCUUGGUGGCCUGCUGAUCUGGUCGAUUGACCAAGACACGGAUAACCUAGACGCCCUUGGUGCUGUCGUCGGCCCGACCACCAAGGCGUUGGCUUUGCGACAAACCCUUUCUGAAGAUGGAGCGGCCACAUGGGAGCAGCUAGGAGCCCAAAAUUGCUACGUCACUGGUUGUGGAGGCAAGUGCGACAAAGCUGGCUUCAAGGCCGUCACGACUCAACCGUGUGGGGAUGCUACGUUCUUCACCCGACACUCCUCUGAAGAAGACAGCACGCUUUGCUGUCCCGUCGAUUCUGCACCGGAUCCGAAGGACUGUAAAUGGAGAAGCCAAGGCGACGCACCAACCUGCAAUGGCCGUUGCGAAUUUGGCGAGGUCGGCCUCCAAAUGAAUAAAUGGGGCGACGGCAAGUACUGUGAAGACGGCAACAAGAUGUACUGCUGCAAAACCAAGGCCGAGAACAGCGACGGCGACAAGUGCAGGUUCCACGACAAUGGGAAAAAGUGCCCAAGCGGACAAAAGGCACUCACCUUCUCUGGCGCGUUCGGGAACGGCAACAUUGGCGAAAAGUCUCCGGAUGUCGAUCUCAAACAUCUCCAGAGUCUUACCGGUACGGCGCUCGAAGAUGCCUUAGACGAAUACACGUGGAAGAAGAUCAGUCUCUGGUGCUGCGACGAUGAAGAGUUCAAGAAGUGGAAGAACUGCGAAUGGAAGGGCAAGCCCGGAAGCUGCUUCGACGCUCACUGCGACCUCAACACGGAGGUUAUGCUCACCUGGGCCGGAGCUGGUGGUGGCGAGAUGUGCUUCCCGCAUCCCGAUCCUCAUCGCGCGCGUAUUUUCUGCUGCGAUCCGCCUAGUGGCUCCAAUCUCUUCCUCCCGGCGGCCCUGAAGGACCUAUUUCCAGAUCCCCCAACCGGUAACGAUGUCAAGACCAAGGGCAACACAAAGACAGACGACACCUGGGGCGGCUCGCAAACCGGCGGCAGCAACGACGAUCCGAACAAGUCUGCGAUCCAAUUCUACGUCAUGGCCAGUCCUACAGAGAUCCAAGUCACCCUCGACAAGCGCGACGGCUCCCACUGGGAGCUCUUCAACUGCAACGAUGCUCACUCUCUUGGCGCUCAAACUGUUCAGAUGGUGUGUAUGAACGAUUCUGAGGACAGCAAUUGCAAAGAGCUUUUCCUCGGAAAUGGUGCACCAGGGACGAUUAUCGAGAUGCCGCAAGAUCAGGGCUGCGGACCGGGCAAGUACGCCGUCGUUGAGAGCCUGGAGGUUUCCCAUAACCAGACGUUGCCGGGACACCUCAGUCGCCGAACGGCAAGCCCGCCCGUAAUCUACGACCUCAAGUUUGGCUACAACUUCAAGCUUGUUCCCAGACAGUACGGUGACACACAGCUCCGUAUCGAUUACUCAAAUCAGGAAGGCUACUGGGACCACAUUGUCACCCGUCCGGUAUCGAAGAAGCGCAAGAGAUCCCUCGAAGAAUUCGGUGGCAACCACAAGAGAUGGCUCGAAGAGGAAUGGCGCGACGAUAACCACUUUGGCGGUCUGUCAAAGAAGGACCUGCAUAAGCGAUGGUUCGGUGAUGACGUCCUCGAGUGGUUGGAGAGUCUCGUCGAAGUCGAGAUCGUCAAGACGGAGAAGCGCCACCUCUACGAGGAAGACCUUUCAGCAAUCUUGUUGCGAGAUGAGUGGGACUGCGGUGAGUUCAAGGGCAAGAUCGACGCCGUUGCGACCGCCGGCAUCAAGAUGGCGACUUCUUUCGGGUUUGCCCUCAUCACGACGCUCAACUCUGAGACUGGCCUGGAUCUCAGCAAGUCUUAUUUGCAUUUCGCUAAUAAGGGAAGCGUGAAUGCUGUCUUCACUCUCGACGCCAGAAUGUCACUGCACUGGGACUCCGAAGCGUUCAACAUUGCUCCCAUCUAUUUCCAGGGCGCCAGUUUCGUUAUUCCUGGAUUCGGUUCUCUUGGUCCUCGCCUCGAUCUUCGAGGAGAGAUUAAGGCCGACAUCACGGUCGAGGGCCGUGUCGAAGCCAGAGUCAACAUUGUUGACUGGGACAUCCAGCAGACCUACCCCCAACACACUGAGAAGUUUGAUCCGAAGGAGCUUUCAGAGGCCAAGCGGGGCAUCGACAGGAGAGACCUUGCCGAACCCACCUUUGAUGCCGAGAUGAAAGGCAAUGGAGAUGUCGAAUUUCAUUUAAUGCCCACCAUGGUCUUCGGUCUUGAGUUCGACGAUGUCUGGAGCAUCGCUACCACCGAUGUCGAGCUCGUGGCUGACACCUGGGUCCGCAUGAGGGUCGAUUCCGACCUCGACUGCGGCUUCGGCUACGGUGUGGAUGCCGGCAUGUCUCUUAUCGCCCAGGCAAAAAUUCCCGAGAUAUUCAAGUGGACUCCUCAGACGCACACAUUCAAGCAGAUUGAGAAAAACCUUAUUCCCGGAAAUGGCAAGGAAUGGCAGUGUGCAUCAGGCGCAACUGAGCGACGCCUGAUAGACUCUGGCUUCAACUCGACCGAGAUCACCGACAUCGAGCCAUUUUCUUUCUCAUCCCCCAACCUGCAAAAGCGAAUCAUACCCUACGAAUCAGACUUGAAGCCCAACAGCAAGGAGAAGACAUGCCCUCCCAAGGGCGGCGCCGAAGAGCAAAAGGCUUGCAAUGAGAUUACGGCCGUUGAUGGCUUCUACGAGGGCGAGGACGACGGUUCUUGGGGCGCCGUCACCAAGCGCUCCGUCGCCGCCGACGAUGACUUCAACGGCAACUCGAGCACGAACCCCGCGUACCAGUCGGGCCUCUUUGACCGCGACUUGGAGAAGCGUGCCGGCAAAACUCUUGCCGUUUGCACAGGCACUGCAGUCUAUAACGUCAACUGGCUGGAUUGGUCCUCGUUAGACCGUGGGAACAUGUUCAUUUACGACAGCGACGACUGGUCCGAUUGUUCGAACAUGGCCAGCAGUAUCCAGAAAAGGGGUGAGCAGAUUCUCAAAAACAAGAAGGGCGACAAUGAGCAAUACGUCAUCGAGCACGUGUUGGAAGCCCAGACCUUUUCACGCUGGCUGAGUAUCGAAGGCGCAGAUGGACGUGGGGUGAGGGACCUCUGCCGAGCAAUGAAAGCAGGUGGAUGGAUGAACUAUACCCCGGAUCCUCUCGAUGCCAACGGAGCCAAGGUCAACCCGAUCACUUGGGUUGUCCAGCAGGCCUAUCCAUCGGCCACGUACUUCCCUCAGGAAUUCAUCUCCGUCAUUGAGCCGGUCAACUGGCAGAAGCAAAAGUCCUUUGGCUCCGGCGCGAGGCUCCAGGAAGAGGCCAGCUUGGAGAAGGAGGCCCAGUGGAAGGAGGGCACAUCCCUAGACCAAGCACUCCGGACGCUAAAGAUCACCGUAGUCACCUUCAAGUAUCUCAUUGAACCCGAGCUCUCAACGCUGUACCGCGAUCAGGCCAAUCGCGUGGGUGUAGCCCUGAGCGUCAUGGAGGAUCACUUGGUUAGCCAGGGUACCUGGACGAAGCGUAAUCUCCAGCAGAGUUGGCUCAGCUUUGUCAAGACCAGCGCCGAGGUUGCAGGAGGCAAGCUGGUCAAGUUGCUGGACACUUACAUCCCGACGGCGGAGAAGGUCCUCCAGGGUACCGACGCAUCUAAGGAUGACGAUGACAGGAAGAAGAGGAGAGCCACUAUCCAAGCGCUAAGGAAGGUCUACGAUGAUGAGAUCAAGGGUAAAUGGGUGAACCCAAUGCCGUAGACAGCUUCAAGAAUAGCUAGAUUUAUGGAACCAACACGAUGUUUGUGUACUGUACAGUCGUCCAGAAGUCUACC
Molecule: messenger RNA, 5402 nt
Organism: Colletotrichum acutatum
Lineage: Eukaryota; Fungi; Ascomycota; Sordariomycetes; Glomerellales; Glomerellaceae
Exons: 18
Coding region: 1-5328 (1775 amino acids)
Biological process (GO): chitin catabolic process; carbohydrate metabolic process
Cellular component (GO): extracellular region
Molecular function (GO): chitin binding; chitinase activity
Source: RefSeq, a predicted model, not a curated record